AUGGAGAAUACAAGGACUCUGGAAAUGCUGGAUGCCCCAGGCGUAUAUGGCAUCCCACCUACUUCGACCCAGACUUCCGUUUCAGCUCGAGCGCAGGAGGAUUUGUCUGGUCUUCGCGCCUCACAAGCAUGCAUAGCAUGCCGGCGACAGAAACGGAAAUGCGAUAAGCAAUUGCCAUCCUGUGCAUUAUGUCUGCGGAUGAGCAGGCCUUGUGACUAUUCAGACAGCACGCCUACACCAAACGCGGAUGACUUUGCGCUACUAAGGCAAAAGGUCGCAGAGCUAGAGAGUAGAUUGGAGGCCAAGAACACGCCAUGGGGAAGGACGAGCACGAUUGCUGGUGUGUCAUAUCAGCAUAAUGUCAAUCCUCCGCCGCCUAUCGCCUCGGGCUUUCCUACUAUGCUUCUGCUGGACUCAGAGGUAUUUCGAGAAAGCCGGAUGGACAUGACCAAGCCAGCCGUCGAGAUACCACAAAAGAUUCACAACACACUCGGAUCCAUAAUCGACAUGCGAGACGUUGUUGAACGCUACUUCGAGAACAUCCAUCUCUGGCUGCCUAUUGUCUCGAAAAAGCGGCUGAGUAUCAUGCUAGAGCAACCCAACCUCGAUCUUACCGCUGAUCUAGCUCUCCUACUUCUUUGCAUGAAGCUCAUCACGCGAGGCGACCACGAAUCGCCUGAAGAUGCUCAGUCGCCGCUCUAUUGGCUGUCCAAACGCUAUGCUAGUACAGUCGAAUUCAAUGGUCUGAUCACUUUGCCUUUAAUGCAAUCAAUGCUCCUCAUCACUGCGUACGAGAUAGGUCAUGCCAUACAACCUGCGGCUUAUCUGUCUAGUGCGCACUGCGCUAGGCUUGGUACUUUAAUGGGUUCAUGCACACAAACGAACAGGGGCAAUUCCAGCGUCGAGGAGACUGAGAUGCAGAACAUUGCGAUCCCGGGUAUGCGAGACGUAGCGGUGAAGGUGUUGGAGCUCAGCAAACUCAUUCGCGAACUCCUCGAGAAGAAGCCAGGGGCAGUAAGUCCUCUGAUCGCUGAUUGUAUCUAUUCCGCAACCUCGAUAUUCCAGUGGCAAGCAUAUGAGUUGGGUUUGGAGCAGGAUUUCAGCGCCUACAAUAUCUUGAGAGAGAUCUUGAGAGAUAUGAGCAGCCGAUGGGCUGUGGCUGGAGAGUAUCUCAAAAUACUUGAUGUAAUGAAGACCGUACUUUAUGAGGAGCAUUCUAAACUCUGA
Molecule: messenger RNA, 1227 nt
Organism: Cyphellophora attinorum
Lineage: Eukaryota; Fungi; Ascomycota; Eurotiomycetes; Chaetothyriales; Cyphellophoraceae
Exons: 4
Coding region: 1-1227 (408 amino acids)
Biological process (GO): regulation of DNA-templated transcription
Cellular component (GO): nucleus
Molecular function (GO): zinc ion binding; DNA-binding transcription factor activity, RNA polymerase II-specific
Source: RefSeq, a predicted model, not a curated record